GGACGUGGCUGGCGCUGUUGUCAAUGCAAGAUGAUGUGAGAUUUUUAUGACAAAAAAUAAUCGUUUAUUCCAUUGGAAAUGUUCGAAGUCACAGACUACCAGAAAAUUGGUGUAGGCCUAACAGGCUUUGGUGUAUUUUUUCUAUUUCUUGGAGUUUUGUUUUUCUUCGACAAGGGACUUCUUGCAAUUGGAAAUAUACUAUUUUUAGGUGGAUUGGGUUUCAUAAUUGGUCUAGAAAGAACAUUUAGAUUUUUUUUUCAAUCACACAAAAUCAAAGGCAGUGCGUUUUUCUUUGGUGGCAUACUUAUUGUGUUAGUUGGAUGGCCACUUGUUGGAAUGAUAAUUGAAACAUAUGGAUUUUUUCUACUAUUUAAAGGCUUUUUUCCAGUAAUUAUUAAUUUCCUAAGAAGAGUGCCAGUGUUGGGUCAUAUACUAAGUUUACCGGGCAUUAAUUCAUUGGUUAGUCGAUUCGAAGAAUCUCGUAUACAAGUUUGAAACCCUGUUUUCUACAAACUUUCAUUGUACUUUUCUACUAAUCAGUCCUUCACCAGGGAUCAGAUAUCAGAUGACUGCAUUAAAUAAAAAAAAUAAAAAACAUGUUACCAUGGUAACUUUAUUUUUGUAUGUAUUAUUACAGUUUGUAUUUAUUGGUGACAAUGAAGAAAGUUUGGCUUGAAUCGAUUCCAGGAAAUUGACUUUGUAUGACGUGUCCAUGAAAUGUAAAAAAAAACAAAAAAAAACUGCAGCAUUUGUGUAUUAUGUAAUGUGUCAGUGUAUUUUUUUUAAAAUAUUUAGCCUGUACACUUUAAUGUUUUUACAAGAACUUUCAAUAAUGUAAAAAGCAUUGUGAUCAUGGCCUUUCAGUUUUAACUGAUGGUCAAAGAAAGAUAACCACAUUUGCUCUACUAGAAGCGAACAAUUGCACUUACUAGUAGUUUAUGCAGGAACCAUGUUACUUACCUCUGUCCUUGAUGCAAGUGCAUGUGCUGCUAAUAUAGCAAAUACGGUAGAUGACAUCAAGAUUACUGAUUAAUAAACCAAUCAUUUUAAAA
Messenger RNA from Saccoglossus kowalevskii, 1052 nucleotides. Its product is annotated as vesicle transport protein GOT1B-like. The record is from RefSeq and is a predicted model, not a curated record. Gene Ontology annotation, cellular component: endoplasmic reticulum; membrane. Gene Ontology annotation, biological process: retrograde transport, endosome to Golgi; endoplasmic reticulum to Golgi vesicle-mediated transport. NCBI's taxonomy places the organism in Eukaryota, Metazoa, Hemichordata, Enteropneusta, Harrimaniidae.